AUGAGAACUGAAAUGUUUAUUUUGUUAGCUAUUUUCUUGACAACUCAGAUAUGUUCAAGUUCUUUGAUUGACAAUUCCUAUCAGAGAUAUUGUCGGACAAACAUUCAUGGAGACCAGAAUUGUUACUUCACGGUAGCUUAUUGGUUCAAUUUUGUAAAUUUUCGUCAGUGGCUUGAAAAACUUCCAGAUCCACUUGGUGAUGUGUCAUUAAACAUAUACUGUUUCGAUGGAGCCCAUAUCUAUAUGCCUUUUCCAUUCCGGGCCAGAAAUCUCAAGAAGCUUCAUGUAAAGAACUGUCUGAUCAGAAGCUUCAUGUCUGAAUGGAACUCUACAUCGCAAUAUCCCGAUACCAUAGAGGAGCAAGAGAUAGAAAAUUCUGAAUUUGAAGUUGACUAUCAAACGAUGCAAGAAGUCAUCAGCAGCACUCUCAAUAAAAAGAAUGACUGUGGGCAGAAGACACUCAUAAAACUGGCUUUGAAAAAUAAUACAUACAAACCUGUAGUCAAGGAUCCAAAUGUGUCUCUGAAAUCCCUGGCUGAUUCCUUCGAGGCUUUUCAGGAUAGGAUGAAAUCUGCAGAUUAUUUGUGUAGCUACAAAAAUCUUGAUUACUUGGAACGUUCAGGUGAAUCACCACUAAGUAAAACAUACAUGAAAACUUUGACUGACAAAUCGCAUUACCCAAGGUUAAAGACCAUCAGAAUGAUGUCAAAUCAGAUUGUGAAUUUUCCCGAACAAUUUAAAAGAUGGUGGGAAUAUUUCCCUACACUACGUCAACUUGACCUAUCCAACAACUCGUUACAGAAUUUUUCAUUUAAUAUUCCAAUGAAAACUAUGACAAACCUCGUACCUUUAUUUGUAAAUCUAAGACAAAAUAACAUAAAAAGUGUCCCUUCAGACAUUGGCAAGUAUUUAUCACAAUCACCCAUAAUCUUAGAUGUGCGAGAAAACCCUAUCGAAUGUGAUUGCAACGCAGAGAAACUAGGUCAUUAUCUACGAGCUGUCCGACGACGUUAUCCUUUAUACAAACAUUUCACCGAAGUUGUGUGCAAAUCACCCAGACAAGUGAAAAAUAUCAAACUUAUUUAUAUUAACUAUGAAAAAUGUUCUCAAACUGCGCAAAUUUAA
This is a messenger RNA of Saccostrea echinata, 1125 nucleotides long. RefSeq lists its product as uncharacterized. The record is from RefSeq and is a predicted model, not a curated record. The transcript has a single exon. Gene Ontology annotation, molecular function: protein binding. The coding region runs from base 1 to 1125 and encodes 374 amino acids. Lineage: Eukaryota; Metazoa; Mollusca; Bivalvia; Ostreida; Ostreidae.